Eutrema salsugineum is the source of this 1129-nucleotide messenger RNA. RefSeq names its product agamous-like MADS-box protein AGL15. Gene Ontology annotation, biological process: positive regulation of transcription by RNA polymerase II. The transcript is spliced from 8 exons. The record is from RefSeq and is a predicted model, not a curated record. The coding region runs from base 200 to 994 and encodes 264 amino acids. Gene Ontology annotation, molecular function: DNA-binding transcription factor activity, RNA polymerase II-specific; protein dimerization activity; RNA polymerase II cis-regulatory region sequence-specific DNA binding. NCBI's taxonomy places the organism in Eukaryota, Viridiplantae, Streptophyta, Magnoliopsida, Brassicales, Brassicaceae. Gene Ontology annotation, cellular component: nucleus.
UUUUUUUCUCACUUUUCUUUUUCUUUUUCUAGAAACAAUAAUAUUCCAUCCAAAUUUAGCAAUCUUUGGUCUUCCCAUUAUAGCAGAAUUGGAACCCAAAAAAGGAGUUUAAAAAUCCAAUUUUGGGGACUUUGAAGAACGGAAGAAAGAUUGAACCUUUUCCCAUCUUCUGUUCUAUGCGAUACUCACAUUAAUUAAUAUGGGUCGUGGAAAAAUCGAGAUAAAGAGGAUCGAGAAUGCGAACAGCAGACAAGUUACCUUCUCCAAGAGGCGUGCUGGGUUGCUCAAGAAGGCUCAUGAGCUCUCUGUUCUUUGCGAUGCUGAAGUUGCCGUCAUCGUCUUCUCCAAGUCUGGCAAGCUCUUCGAGUUCGCCAGUACUGGCAUGAAGAAAACGCUUUUGAGAUACGGAAAUUACCAGAGUUCUUCAGAUGUUCCUCUGAUUAAUUCUAAAGCAGAGAACCAGGAGGAUUGUGCAGAGGUGGACCUUUUAAAGGAUGAGAUUUCAAAGCUUCAAGAGAAACAUUUACAACUGCAGGGUAAGGGCUUGAAUAUUCUGAGCUUGAAAGAGCUGCAACACCUUGAGCAGCAACUAAAUGCUGCAUUGAUUUCUGUGAGAGAGCGAAAGGAACUAUUGUUGACUAAACAACUUGAAGAAUCACGGCUCAAGGAACAGCGAGCAGAGCUGGAAAACGAGACCUUGCGUAGACAGGUUCAAGAACUUAGAAGUUUUCUCCCGUCCAUCAACCAACAUUAUGCUCCAUCCUACAUCAAAUGCUUCCCUAUAGAUCCCAAGAACUUACUCGUAAACAACACUUGCGUGGACGACAUUAAGUGCAGCCUCCAGGAAACCAAUUCAGACACAACUCUGCAAUUAGGGUUGCCGGGAGAGGCACAGGAUAGAAGGAAGAAUGAAAGAGACAGAGAGAGCCCGUCAAGUGAUUCAGUGACAACUAACACGACCAGAGCAACUGCAGAGAGGAUCAGUCUAGUUUAGCAGAAUUUCCAUCUGAAAAAAAACAAAAAAAGGCAGAGGUUACUCUGUUUAGCCAUAGAGAAAAAUGGGAGUGAGGUACAUAAUGGUGCGUCAUUAGGCGAGCAUUCGAUUAUUUUAAAGCAGUUUUAGAGGGAU